AUGUCGAGCAUCCCAGUAAAGGAGAACGGCGGAGUGCCAUUUCCCUAUCCGAUGCUAAGUCCUCACAAUUACACUGUGUGGGCGAUAAAGACAGAGGCGAUCCUUGAUGCCCAGGGAGUCUGGGAGACGGUGGAGCCAGUGGAAGGAGCCCAGGUGGAUGCAAAGAAGGACAAAAAGGCACGCGCAUACAUCUUGCAAUGUGUCCCCAAAGACAUCCUUCUCCAAAUUGCAACAAAGAAGACGGCGAAAGAUGUCUGGGACAGCCUGAAGACGAGAUAUCUUGGUAGUGAUCGGGUGAAGAAGGCACGUGUACAAAUGUUGAAGGGCGAGUUUGAUGCCCUCCGGAUGAAAGAGACCGAGACGAUUGAUGAGUUUGCUGGCAAACUCAGCGCCCUAAGCAGCAAAUUCUCCACCCUUGGAGCCACACUUGAAGAUUCCUCGUUGGUAAAAAAAUUGCUCGAUUCUGUCCCUGAUAAAUUCUUCCCUAUUGUUGCCGGCAUUGAGCAGUUCUACGACCUUGAGUCUAUACCAUUUGAGGAGGCUAUAGGGCGACUGAAGGCGUACGAGGAACGAACGCUUCGAUUACGCAGCAACACCAACGGCACUGAAGGAGAGCUCCUACUUACUCAUGCCGAAUGGCAAAUGCGACAAAAGGGGAGUAGCGUGGACACUUCGUCAGGAGGCAAGGAACGUGGGUCCAACAGCUCUAAUCGUGGCAAAGGGCAUGGGCGUGGGCGUGGGCGAGGGCGCGGUCGUGGUCGUGGUACACAGCGCCAAGAUAGUGCAGGAGGCACUAGCGGCAACAACAGUGGCACUCGUGACAAGAGACACAUAAAAUGCUUCAAUUGUGAGAAAAUGGGGCAUUAUGCGUCUGAAUGCUACAGCAAGCGUCGUGGAGAUGAGGCUCACCUCACUUGCGCCACCGAUGAAGAGCCAACACUAAUGAUGACCAUGUUCCACGAAGAAUCUCAGCGGCAGGAUACCAUUCUGCUCAGUGAAGAGAGGUUGCUACCGGAGGUGUACCGGGGCGUCAAGAAAGGUGAAGACAAAGACUUGACAGAAGCUGGGAACGAGGUGCACAUGGAAGGAGAUACCAUGAAGGUGAUUGAUAGGAGCGGGAAGCUCUUGAUGCUGCUGUUGGGGGAGAAGAAAUUGGCGGUUGGUGUGCCACUAUUGCCCCAGACGAACAAGCUUUACGAGGUGUGUGUGAUCUCCAAACAUGCAAGAUCAUCAUUCCCGCACCAAGCAAACUUUAGAGCGACGAAGCCUUUGGAACUUCUCCAUGCUGAUAUCUGCGGGCCAAUUUCACCAAGUACACUUGCCGGUAACAAGUAUUUCUUUUUGAUUGUUGAUGAUUGCACAAGGUGGAUGUGGGUAUUUGUCUUGACAGCAAAGAAAGAUGCAUUCCAAGCAUUCAAGAAGUUCAAGUCCGUGACGGAGAACACAACUGAGUACAAGAUCAAGACACUUCGGACAGACCGUGGCGGUGAGUUUCUAUCCACGGAGUUCACUCGAUUCUGUGAAAAUGAAGGAAUUGAGAGGCACCUUUCGGCUCCCUACACACCCCAACAGAAUGGCGUUGUGGAGCGUCAUAACCGCACAGUGAUGGCUAUGGCAAGAUCUCUCCUCAAGGGUACACAUAUGCCGGCAAGGUUCUGGGGAGAGGCGGUUAGGCAUGCUGUCUAUCUGCUAAACCGUCUCCCAACUAAAGCGCUAGGAGAACGUACUCCAUUUGAAGCUUGGAUGGGGAGAAAGCCACAUCUUGCCCACUUGAAGGUGUUUGGUUGUAUUGCCUAUGCAAAAAAUACAACCCCUCACCUUAAGAAACUUGACGACAGAAGCUCACCUAUAGUAUACUUAGGAGUCGAAAAAGGCUGCAAAGCUCAUCGUCUAUUUGAUCCAAGGCAUAACAAGCUAUAA
Molecule: messenger RNA, 1920 nt
Organism: Zingiber officinale
Lineage: Eukaryota; Viridiplantae; Streptophyta; Magnoliopsida; Zingiberales; Zingiberaceae
Exons: 3
Coding region: 1-1920 (639 amino acids)
Biological process (GO): DNA integration
Molecular function (GO): zinc ion binding; nucleic acid binding
Source: RefSeq, a predicted model, not a curated record